Penicillium lagena is the source of this 573-nucleotide messenger RNA. RefSeq names its product putative mitochondrial protein sorting (Msf1). Lineage: Eukaryota; Fungi; Ascomycota; Eurotiomycetes; Eurotiales; Aspergillaceae. The record is from RefSeq and is a predicted model, not a curated record. The transcript has 2 exons. Gene Ontology annotation, cellular component: mitochondrial intermembrane space. The coding region runs from base 1 to 573 and encodes 190 amino acids. Gene Ontology annotation, molecular function: phosphatidic acid transfer activity. Gene Ontology annotation, biological process: phospholipid transport.
AUGAAGGUCUUUUCGUCCUCGUGCACGUUCGACUACUCGUGGGACGAGGUAUCCACGGCAAACUGGAGGAAGUACUGCCCGUGGAAUGACAAGUCACCGCAUGUCGUGGCAGUCGACACGCUCUCUCGGACUAUCGACGAGACCACCGGCAUCCUGCGAACGGAACGUCUCAUCACUUGCGACCAGUCAGCCCCGCAAUGGGUCUCUUCGCUCUUCGGCGGCAGUGCCACCUCUCACGUCUAUGAGAUCUCCUACGUCGACCCGGCCUCGAAGAAGGUCACCAUGUGCUCCACCAACUUGACAUGGUCGAAUGUCCUCAGCGUCCGCGAAACAGUGGUCUACCAACGAUCAUCGACCCAGCCCACAACCACCACCGACUUCCAGCAGGAAGCCAAAAUUACCGCUCUGUGCGGUGGGUGGCAAAAGAUCAAGAACAAGGUGGAGGAGGCCAGCGUCGAGAGAUUCCGAGAGAAUGCCAAGCGCGGCCGAGAAGGCUUUGAAACCGUCCUGGAGAUGAGCCGUCGCGUGUUCAGCGAGCAGCGGGAUCUCGAGAGCCAGCACAUCCAGGCUUGA